Molecule: messenger RNA, 2152 nt
Organism: Betta splendens (Siamese fighting fish)
Lineage: Eukaryota; Metazoa; Chordata; Actinopteri; Anabantiformes; Osphronemidae
Gene: pla2g15
Product: phospholipase A2, group XV
Exons: 7
Coding region: 203-1471 (422 amino acids)
Biological process (GO): ceramide metabolic process; phosphatidylcholine metabolic process
Cellular component (GO): lysosome
Source: RefSeq, a predicted model, not a curated record
UUGAUUGCUGAGAUAGGCGGGGUUGUUGGAUGUUGCGGUUGAUUGCUCUGUAUUCUUUUGGUCCUCGUGAUCGUCACCUUUUUUUAGGUCGCUGAUCAACGUCAACGGUUAUUUUUUGGAUAACGAGGAUAACAGCGUGACGCAGCAGAUUCACACACACACGCGCGCAUCAUGUCCGUGAGGUUAUGAGACAUCUGGCGACAUGGCGGGCUGGCUCCGGAUAGCUGCUCCCUCUUCGCUGCUUCAAGUCGGCUUGUUGUUGUUGCUGUUGAAGGCUCGGAGCAGCGGGAAGCCGUUCAAGAAAUGUGCCGGCGACGAGCCCUGUGUGUCCUCCAGACCUCCCGUCGUCAUCAUUCCCGGAGACCUGGGAAACCAGUUGGAGGCAAAGCUGGACAAACCCAGCGUGGUCCAUUACAUCUGCUACAAGAAGACGGACAGCUACUUCACUCUGUGGCUCAACCUGGAGCUGCUGGUCCCUGUAGCCAUUGACUGCUGGGUAGACAACAUCAGGUUGGUCUACAACAGCACCACACACACCACCUCCUUCCCGCCAGGCGUGGACGUUCGCGUCCCAGGAAAUUUUGGACAGACGUCCCCUCUGGAGUAUCUGGACCCCAGCAGAGACAGUGUGGGAAUGUAUUUUUUUAUCAUAGUGCAGACACUGGUAGACAAGGGCUACACCAGAGACGAUGAUGUCAGAGGGGCUCCAUACGAUUGGAGGAAAGCUCCCAACGAGAACAAACAGUAUUUCCUGGAUCUGCAGAAUAUGAUUGAAGACAUGGCGAAAAAGGCAGGCGGGCCCGUGGUGCUGAUCGCUCACAGUAUGGGCAACCUGUACACCUUGUACUUCCUUAACCAGCAGCCUCAGGCCUGGAAAGACAAGUACAUCAAGUCCUUCAUUGCCAUAGGACCGCCGUGGGCUGGGGUGGCCAAGACCCUCCGUGUGGUCAUCUCUGGUGACAAUGACCGCAUCCCUGUCAUAAGCCCAUUGAAGAUGCGCUCCCAGCAACGUACUGCAGUCUCUACCUCCUGGCUGUUCCCCUACGUUCACACCUGGCCCAAAGAUCAGGUCCUGGUGCAGACACCCACCGCCAACUACACUGUGCUGGACUACCAGCAGCUCUACUCAGAUCUGGAUUUUAAGGACGGCUGGCUGAUGAGGCAGGACACGGAGUCGCUAAUAUUCGACCUCACACCCCCCGGCGUGGAGGUCCACUGCCUGUACGGCACCGGCAUUAAUACGUCCGAGUCCUUUGUGUACUCUGACAAGUUCCCCAAUGUGGAGCCUAAGGUGGUGUAUGGGGACGGGGACGGCACGGUGAACCUGCGAAGCGCCAUCCAGUGCGGGCGAUGGAUAGGAAAGCAGAAGCAGCCCGUGACUUUAAAGGAGCUGCCAGGCUGUGAACACGUCACAAUGUUGUUGAACGUGACCACUGUGAAUUACAUCCUGUCUGUGCUGGACUCGCCCUGAUGCUGGCUGACCCUGAGUCCCAGUCGUCUCCCCUGUAUGUGCCACAUUGCAAUUGUACAACAUAGGUCAGGUUGUUUACACUUGAGCAAACCCAAAAACAGUGACUGUUAUAUUAAUCUCAGAUUUUAUAAAACCCAGGAUUUUACCUGCUAAAGCCGCAUUACUAUAAUAAAUGAUGUGUAUGUGCAAGAGAUAAGCCAGGGAUCUAUUCUAUGUGCCACUUUCUUUGUUCUUAUUAUAUCUAUAAGUCUUUUAUUGCUGUAAAAAGAGAUUUUGAGUGAACGAAUGUGUUUGACUCUAGUGUUUCUAAGCUUAAUAGUGUUAAGUUCUGUAUUAUGUGAGGUGAUAAUGGACUUUAACCAAACCUGGGACAUGGAUAUUUACUUUAAUUGCUGGUUCAACAAUAAAAUUAACUUCAUACAAAGACUUUUGUAAAUUUUAUCUUUUAAAAUUCAACACACUCUUCACUUCUUAUGAUUUAAUGUAUGUAUUCUACUUUACCCAGGUUUGGCUCAACACACUAGCUGCCUACACAAGCUGAAAUUACACAGGCUGCUUAAUCAGCAGUAGACCUGAGUGAUGGCGCAUCCAGCUCUCACGCUACUCACAUCUUCGUCGAUUAUAUGCUUGUGCAUCAGAAACAUGUUGCCUUCUACUGAAUAAAGUACUUCAUGACAUUCA